This is a messenger RNA of Cyprinodon variegatus (sheepshead minnow), 2079 nucleotides long. It is a transcript of the gene gpr26, whose product is annotated as G-protein coupled receptor 26-like. The transcript is spliced from 3 exons. Gene Ontology annotation, biological process: adenylate cyclase-activating G protein-coupled receptor signaling pathway. Lineage: Eukaryota; Metazoa; Chordata; Actinopteri; Cyprinodontiformes; Cyprinodontidae. The coding region runs from base 198 to 1208 and encodes 336 amino acids. Gene Ontology annotation, cellular component: membrane. Gene Ontology annotation, molecular function: G protein-coupled receptor activity. The record is from RefSeq and is a predicted model, not a curated record.
GCGAAUCCAAUACAAUGUAGGCUGGUUGAGAGGGAACAAAUGACGCAUCUCCAAGUCUGGAGAUAUUUGAGAAUGCAUCGACACAUGGAUGUUGUUCUUUUAAUUAUUAUUACUGUUAUAAAGCAGUUAUUGAGCUGCGAAUGGGAUUUGGAUAUGCGCGCUAAAAGUGUGGAGAAGUGAGUUUUGGGGGCCCCAGGAUGGACACUGCGGAGGUAAUUCUCUCCGUGUUGGUAGUUGUGAUCAUUAUAGUGUCGCUGCUUUCCAACAUCCUGGUGCUGAUCUGCUUUCUCUACAACCCGGAGAUCCGCAGGCAGGUACCCGGACUGUUCAAUCUUAAUCUAACCUUCUGCAACCUGUUGCUGACUGUGGCGAACAUGCCGCUCACUCUGGUGGGACUCGUCAGCCGGGCUCAGCCGGGGGGACACGGCUUCUGUCAGAUCGCGGGGUUCCUGGAGACCUUCCUGUCCACCAACUCCAUGCUGAGCAUGGCCGCUCUGAGCAUUGACAGGUGGAUCGCGGUGGUUUUCCCCCUGAGGUACCAUUCCAAGAUGCGCCACAAGGACGCAGCUUUAGUGCUCGGUUACACGUGGGCGCACUCCAUGUCCUUUUCCACGGUGGCCGCCUGCCUGUCCUGGGUGGGCUACCAUCGGCUUUACGCGUCCUGCACCUUGUCCAACUCGAGAUCUAACAACAGGACCCAGUUUAUUGUCUUUACCGUGUUUUUCCACUCCUUCACCUUCCUUCUGUCCUUUAUAGUUUUAUGUUUCACAUACCUCAAAGUUCUUAAAGUGGCUCGGUUUCACUGCAAGAGGAUCGAUAUAAUAACCAUGCAAACUUUGGUGCUGCUUGUGGACAUACACCCCAGUGUCCGUCAGCGUUGCCUUGAAGAGCAGAGGAGGCGGCGACAGAGAGCAACCAGGAAGAUCAGCACCUUCAUCGGCACCUUCAUGCUUUGCUUUGCUCCCUAUGUGAUCACGAGGAUCGUGGAGUUAUUUCCAGCAGUGCCUAUCGACCAUCAUUGGGGAAUUGUCUCCAAGUGUCUAGCAUACAGCAAAGCAGCCUUUGACCCCUUUGUGUAUUCCCUGCUGAGGCAUCAGUACAAAAAGACAUGCACGGACAUCAUCAAUAGGCUGCUAAAACGGAGUUCGCUAAAUACGUCUGGACGCCGGCCGGAGCAACAGGGCAACAGCAUACCCACAGCUGAGUAAAUGAGGUUGCAUGGCAGCACAGAUGGAAAUACUAGCCUGAUUCAUUGCUGAUGAAGAUGAGGAACGAUAUUGCUGUUUCAUGUCCAUGCCUGCUUAAAUUUGGUCCGACAUGAUAAAAAAGCAAGGUAAAUAAAAAAUAACAAAUCAUCCAUGGCAAAGGCAAACCUCACUCAGGAGUACCAGUGAGUGCCCAGAGCUGCAGAUCAGCACGGUGAUCUUGCUGUGAGGACAAUAAACUUCAGAUUUUCUAUUUACCUGAAAUGACAGAGGUGUUCUUACAGGAAGUACUGUCAGUUUUAAGAAUUAUUAUUACAUCUAAGGUAGGAUUCCACUCAUGUACAGUUAUAAAGUGACUUUGUUGUAUAUUUCCUUUAAUAUAUAUAUUUUGAAAAAAGUAGUUGGAUGUCAAUGUAAGGUGCUGAAAGUGACAAAAUUAUAAACUAUUUGAGUAAGUAUGUAGCACUGUAGUUAAUAUUAUACUUUUCUCAGAAGUAUUCUUGUUGAAAACAAACACAACAGAAAACAUCGCUGCUCUGCUAGUAGACUCAGGAAUAUUGGCCUAAUGGUGGAAAUUUUAGAAAAAUCUGGCACUUUUUUGUCCUUUUUCAGUUUAUUUUGUUUACUGUUUCACAUUUUUCUGAAGGUCAUUCUACCUUUUUUUUUUUUUUUCAGUGGUUUUCUGUGAAUGCCUCGGUGAGUCGGCCAAACUGAAGUUUGUUACCGUAUAUGAAACGUGUCUUUCUUACAAAAUCUGGUUAUUUUUUAAAACCUUUUUUAAUCUAUUUGUCUGCAUCCAUUUUUGAUCCCUGAAUACUAACCUAAAAUUGAUUAAAAAAACUUUAUUUAAAUUAAUUUAAAUUACCUGCCCAAA